AUGAACGAAUAUACAGGUAAACACAGGCAAAUAAUUUAACUGUAUUCAUAGAUGAGUUAGAUAGUACAGCCACGAGAAAAGAAUACGUACACAGUCGAGAUGAAAUCCAUUAUUCGUAGAAAAUAAUGGUAGUACAUUUGUUUGGUGAAAACAUGUUCCUUAUCAGUAUAUUCAAAUAUUUCUUGUAUUCAGUAUAUUCAAAUAUUUCUUGUAUUUUCUGUUUCCCAGGUGGCCCUCGUAUACUGACCAAGAUAUCCAGUGGUGACAUAAAGGCAAAGGAAGGUGAUCUUGUCAACCUACUGUGUUCUGCACAAGGUGAACCUCCAAUUACUUUCAGCUGGAAAAAAGAUCAGAAGCCACUAGAAAGUUUCACAGAAACCGCUAAAAAGCCUUACCGCAGUUCAUUACUUGUUGUAACAGUGAAAGACCAAACAAGUUUUGGGGAAUAUAUUUGUCAUAUCCGAGAUCGAUUUCAAAGCACUACUCAUACAAUUUGA
Paramuricea clavata is the source of this 497-nucleotide messenger RNA. Lineage: Eukaryota; Metazoa; Cnidaria; Anthozoa; Malacalcyonacea; Plexauridae. The record is from the annotation of a GenBank genome assembly.